AUGUCCCCGGGUGUUUCAAGCAAUUUUCUGCAGAUCGAUGCAAAGACCAUGGAGAAGAAGACUCUGACGGAGUCCAUCGAGGGCCUUGCCAAGGAGAUCUCGGAACUGGAGGCCUCCGCGGCUGAUGCGGCGGCAGAGCGGGAGAAGCACGUGGCGGGCCACACGAAGGCUGUCCAGGAAAAGGGGGUGGAGGGAGGGGGUGGGUGGGUGCGGCUCUGA
Effrenium voratum is the source of this 219-nucleotide messenger RNA. Lineage: Eukaryota; Dinophyceae; Suessiales; Symbiodiniaceae. The record is from the annotation of a GenBank genome assembly.